GCGACCAUGUCCUUGAUCGUACCUAGCGAGACAUCCAACGAUGGACAAAGGACAGUUGACGCCUUUGCCGUUAUUGGCAUGAUAGUCGUUAUUGUGAUAGUUUUAAAUUUAUUGUGGAAGGUGGUUUUACUCGUAUGGUAUCAUGGCAUAUCAAGGAUAUGCAAGACGAACUUGCAAAAGAAAUACGGAGGUUGGGCGGUGGUGACAGGGUCUACGGACGGUAUCGGCAAGGCUUAUGCUCAGGAACUGGCCAAAAGAGGUUUCAACAUCGUGCUGAUCGCAAGAAAUCGUCAUAAAUUGCAGAAAGUAGCCCAGAAAAUCAUUGAGACAGACAAGGUGCAAGCGGAGACCAUCGUAGCAGACUUUGCAAGCGGUAGACCGAUCUACGAGACCAUUGCACAGGGCUUGCAAGGCAAAGACAUUGGAAUACUGGUUAACAACGUGGGCGUCCUGGCUUACCCGAAAGACUUCGAGCAACUGAGCGAGGACGAGAUCUGGAAUCAGAUCCUGGUUAACGUCGCUUCCGUUCCAGCGAUGACGAAAAUUGUCCUUCAUGGAAUGCUGGAAAGAAAGCGCGGUCUCAUCGUGAACAUUUCGUCCACCCUCAGCGCCGUUCCAUUUCCCUACUUCCAGGUUUACGCAGCUACGAAGGCGUUCGUCAGAAGCUUCAGCGUGGCUCUGGCGCACGAGUACAGAGCGAGCGGAGUCGACGUCCAGACCGUCCUUCCAGGGGCUGUCGCUACGAACUUACUCGCCUGGAAUGAUGAUGAUGACAGGCCCAAACCAGGAUUAACUGUCCCAAUUCCCCACGACUUCGUAAAGGAUGCUGUGGCUACCAUUGGCUACGCGAGAGAAACAGCUGGCUACUGGCCUCACGAAAUUCAGCUGAUGGCACUGCGCGCCAUGCCGGAAUUUUUGGUGACUACAAUGUCGAUCACGCUGGUGCCAUGAAAUUGCGAUACGGCAGGUCACUUCGGAAGCGCCCACCUUCUUCUUAAAGCAGCUUCUUCAAAGGUCUUCCGAAGAGAGAGAGAAAGAGCGAGAGAAAAAGAGAAGAAUUCGAGGACGACAGGCGUUCAGGGAUGUUUGUUUGUUUGUAUGGUGUUUUUACGUUGCACGGAACCAGUGGGUUAUUCAGCAAUGGGACCAACGGCUUUAGACGCGACUUCCGAGCCACGUCGAGAGUGAUGAACUUCUAUCACCAGAAAUACACACAUCAGGGAUGAAUUAUUAUCAUUAUGUCAUAGCGACUCUAGAGGAUCGAUAUCGGCCUAGUUAUCUGCUGGCCGUGACACGGUGAGGCUACCGAUGGGAUAUUCGUAUCGUCGCGUGUGUUCAGACUCCGAAAGGUCGCAUCAAGCAGAUGAUCACCUGAUCAAUUAUGGGGAUAUUUGUCUUGUACACUCCGGUAACGAAAAGUCGAGGUGCCGGCAUGUGUCGAGCUCGACGCUUUCUUCGUGGAAGGAUGGUGAAUAACUGAUGAUGAAGAGCAACAGGUGAUCUUGAUCGCGCCUCGUGACCUAUAAAAAAAUAAGACAAAGUUGGAAGUACUUGUUUACGU
This is a messenger RNA of Macrobrachium nipponense, 1561 nucleotides long. Its product is annotated as inactive hydroxysteroid dehydrogenase-like protein 1. Gene Ontology annotation, cellular component: endoplasmic reticulum. Gene Ontology annotation, molecular function: oxidoreductase activity. Bases 7 to 951 code for a protein of 314 amino acids. The transcript is spliced from 7 exons. Lineage: Eukaryota; Metazoa; Arthropoda; Malacostraca; Decapoda; Palaemonidae. The record is from RefSeq and is a predicted model, not a curated record.